UUGACAACCCAAAAUGCAAUCAUGGCGCACGGGGUACUGUGUUUUUAGAAUGCUGAGAAGUUUUUACGUAAAUACUUCGUUAUUUUGCGUUAUUACUGAUUUACGUGUUUUUAUAAAUUAUCCGUAAGUCCUGGAGUUCGUAUAAAAGCAUACAUGUGUCGCCAAAAUUUGAAAUUUUCCACAGUUCCCAACAUCGUCUCGGUUUCACUAGACACUUGCAGAUAACUUUGUUGGUGUCAUAAUGUCAGAGGCGUACGCCCGCGAGGUACUGCGGAGGAAUGUUGCGCAAAUAUGCCAGACCAUUGGAUGGAACGGAAUAAACUCGACGCCUUUGGACAUCCUGGUCCACGUUCUAGAAAAGUACAUCAGGACACUUGGCACACAAGCAAACAAUUUUGCUGAACAAUUCAAUAGGACUGAACCAAAUUUGGAUGACUUAGGCUUAGUGUUUCGAGAUCUACAUGUGCAACUGCCCGAGUUACUAGACUAUUCCCGUAGUGUGCCUCCUAUACCACCACCGGUCACUGUUGAACGGUUUCCCAAACCUAAAGAGUCUAAUCUGAACUUCCUCAAGCCUGGCAGCCAUGAGGUGGUCACGAGGCCCAUGCAUGUGCACGAGCACCUGCCCCCCAUGUACCCGGAGAAGGAAAGGGAAACACCUGUUGUGGCCGACACUGUGGAGAUCCGGCAAAAUGGAAUUGACACAGCAGCACCUAGCACUACAUGUACUAGCCCUGAAAUAUCAGUCACAGAUAGUCCAGAGAAGAGUAAGGAUCCAUUCAAGAGACCAAGUGACCCUAUCUCACUACCUACCAGCAAACGGCCAAGAUUAAGACUGGAGGAAGAGGAGAGAACUAGAGAAAUUAGCAGCGUUAUGAUGACUAUGUCAGGUUUCCUGUCACCAGCACGGGAAGGCAAGCUGCCUGAAGCAAAGGCACCAACUAUUGUUUCAGACAGGCAUCAUGACAAACACAAGGCAAACUCGCAUCAUUCUAAUCUUAUGAAAGUACCCUUACAUCCAUCAAUAGACAAAAUUGACAAGAAAUCAAGAAAAUCUAAGUUGUUAAAUGGCAAAAUUAUGAAAAGUAAAAGGAAAGACAAGAGUCAUAAAGGUGAAAGUAGUAAAUCUAAAGAUAGCAGUAAAUCCGACAAGUAUCCUCCAGGAUACCCAUCUAAAAGUAGAGAUAUUCAUCCAACAAACCAUAAUCAUAAUAUUACAAUGCCGGCCCCUAAGCAGCUUCAAUCUCCCAAGCCAGUGCCACCACUGGUGCCAGUCCAGGAAAUCAUAAAGCCAGUGAUUAAGCAAGAGCCCAUGGACUAUCCCCCUCCACCCCCAGUGGUGAACAAACAUACAGUCACCGCAGAAGAUGCAAUCCCUGUGCCUAGAAAGAUCCCCAUCUCAAAAUCUCCACUAGUAUCCAAUGUGCCUCUACAUAGGAAUCAAACAGCUGGCAAUUCUCUAAUACCAGACAUCGAAAUAAAGAAGGAAGUCAUAGAUGAAGAGGUGAAACUGGCCUCGCAGCCAGACAGAUCAAAAAUUAACAUAUUUAAGAAAAUAUCGAACAAAUCUAAAGAAGAUAAAGUGUCUUCUGAUGCAAGCCUUGAUAAAUCUCCUAACACUUCAUCAAGAUUACACAAUUCCACUACAAUAGAAAGCACAAGUGAAAACAGAAAUGAUAAUUUCACAACAAAAAGUGAGGAUUCGUUUGUGAACAACAAUGAUGAUAGUGCAUUAGAUUUGUCCAAAGAAAUGGACUUAACAACCAAUGAAGUGAUUAGUAUAGAUGAUGAUUCAUUUGACAUGAGCCCAGAGCCCAGGGCACUUGUUCAUCCAAAGCAAAGUCAUAUACCGCCUUUGCCUGGCUCAUUAACAAUUAAAAAGUCCUUACAAUUACCUUAUCCCAAAGAUAUAGCUGGUGUGAGUCCAAAAAUCAAAAAGGAAAAGAAGCACAGAGAGAAGAAAGACAAAGCGGCGGAAAAGGCGGCAAAAUUAGAGGCGAAACUGCUGAAGCAACAACAAAAACAACUAGCCCUUGAGAUGGCACAGGCGCAGAAGCCUGGUCUGAAGAUGGCUAAAUCUCCUAAGUUAAGCAAGCCAAAGAAUGAUAAGUCAAAGCCGUUGCCGCCGGGAUUCCCGUUCUUUCACAACAUGGCGCCGGGACGAGGACUCAUGCCGGGUCCAGGACUCAUCCCUGGGGGAGACUUUCUCGCAGGGCUCGCCAACAACCCGGCUCUACGCGGUCUCGCCCCUCCCAACCUGCUAGCCAAUCCGUUCGCUUUAGGAGCUUCUGGCCCAGGACUCAUCCCCGGCCCAAGCUUCUUACCGGGCAUGCCCAACCCUCUCAUGUCCAUGGGCAACUUCGGCCAGUCCUCCCGCUCCUCCUCUAGCAAAAUACCUCCCAUGCUCCGCCGGCCGAGCCUAGAAGUCAUCCCAGUUGAUAACGACGAAGACAGAGGGACCCACAAGUCGCCCGGCUCGAGAGAUCGACUGGACAAGCACAAGUCGCCGACCAUUCCAAACAUACUGCAGAAACACAAGUCCAAGUCGCAUAAGGAGCAUAAGUCCAAUAUGUAUAAGAUGCCUCCCGUGCAGCCGGAUAUCACGAUAGAGUUGAACCCCCCUAGAGAGCCGGAGCCGCCGCCGCCCCCGCGCGCGCCCUCACCCCCGCCCGCGCCCGAGCCUCUCAGACAACCAACACCCACAAUGGAGGAAGACCUACCCCCAGAAGAGACAGACGACAACCUAGACAAAUCCGAGAAAAAGAAGGACAAAGCACAUAAAAAGGAGAAGAAAGACAAAGACGGCCUAAAGAUCAAGAAGAAGAAAGAUAAGAAGGACAAAAACAAAGAUAAGUCUGAAAAGAAAAAGGAUAAGGACGACAAGUCGGAACUGAAGGAGUUGAAGGAUCGAAUAAAGAAGGAGAAAAAGGAGAAGAAAAAAGAUAAAAUUGCGGACGGAUUAGUUCCCAAACUGACGCUGAAGCUCGGAUCUGCUUCGCCGAUGCCGCCGAGCUCGCCUGACAUCUUCAAGUUGAACAUAAAACCGAUCGUCAAGAAGGAGGAAGAAGAUGAGGACAGUCCAGCGCCGGUCGAUGACCCCGUGUCGAGAGAAAACAGUCGCUCGCCUGAGCUAGCACAGUUCGCACCUCUGGUGACCAGACCGCCCAAACAAAAGCACUCUAAACACAAUCACACGGCAGAACAAGAGCCGAAAUCACCACCGCCCUCAGGCAGCUCGCCGACUCGCAAGAAUCGGCCCCCAUCCAGUAAUAAAUACAAGAGGAUACUGUGCAAAACGCUAGCUAAGAAAGGGCAGGCGUUCGAUGAUGACAUGGAAAUGGCGGAGGACGUUGAGGGGGUUCCAACGCCGAUUCCGGUACCGGUACCGACUGUGGCCACGGAUAAGCCUUUGGGUCCAUUACCGACGCCUUACUACGUAGACGAUCAAGGCAACAAGAUUUGGGUGUGUCCAGCGUGCGGACGACCCGAUAAUGGAUCCCCUAUGAUUGGUUGCGAUGGCUGCGACGGAUGGUACCACUGGGUAUGCGUGGGGAUCACUGAGGAGCCAGGGGCCACUGAAGACUGGUUCUGCAAGUCAUGCACGGCCAAGCGGGCGGCCAUGGUGUUGGCCGAAGUCACGCCCGGCAAGAAACGCGGCCGAAAACCAAAAGGAGAAAAAGUCAGAGACUGUAAUUAAAUGGAACUUUCGUUGUUACUGAGAUUAGUUUUAAUUUUCUGUUCGAUUGUCGUGAUUAAAUGGAAUGCUACUUGUUAAAUGGAUUAAUUGUUGAAUGAUAUCGUGAGGAAAAUGUUUCAUCAUUUAUAAUGUUAUUUCAUAGGCUAGCCGUAAGAAUAGAUUAUAAUUAAAAGAAUAUUGACAUAAAAUGUUGAGCAUAAAUAGUGUAGUUACUCGUAAUUACCAUAAUUUUAAUAUUUUGUUACAUUUUGUCUAAUUUAGCCGCGCUCGUUCGAUCAAGAGUAACAUAUUGCGAGUAUGUGUGUGUAUGUGUUUAUUUCACACUACACAACGCCUGUAAACAUAGAAUUUAAUUGUAAGAUUCUUUUUAUAUUGUACAAAAACUGAAUUUACUUAAGAAAUUGGUGAUGUAUAAAGUAAUGUAGUGACUAUUUAAAUAAACAGAAAGAAGGCUGGAUGUAUUUUCAGCUAAUAUUUGAAUAAUAUUUUCAUAUAAUUUUAAUAUAACCCUGUUUUUUUUCUUUUUGUUGAAUUUGUUCCUCCAAUUUUAUGUACAAUAUUAAUUUUUACAUGGAAACGGGAGGCAAUGUAAAGUUUUUUGAUUUCAGCCAGUGGCCAAUUAAAUAUUAUUGGUACUUGA
This is a messenger RNA of Plutella xylostella (diamondback moth), 4337 nucleotides long. RefSeq names its product TBP-associated factor 3 (gene Taf3). Gene Ontology annotation, cellular component: transcription factor TFIID complex. Gene Ontology annotation, molecular function: transcription factor binding; protein heterodimerization activity; p53 binding. Gene Ontology annotation, biological process: positive regulation of transcription by RNA polymerase II. The record is from RefSeq and is a predicted model, not a curated record. NCBI's taxonomy places the organism in Eukaryota, Metazoa, Arthropoda, Insecta, Lepidoptera, Plutellidae.